UUAGUAUUUUGACUACUUCAAAAACAAUGAUGGAACUCUCAGCAAUCAAACAAAAAUUAGACAUGAUAGAACCAGAUAUUCAAAAGAAAAGGUUAAACUCAAAUCUAUUGAAGAUGUUUAAUGUUACAUUGCCAUGUGGAGAUUCCUGUCCAUCCGAAUUAGCUAGAAAUUUUGAUUGUGAAUUUGAUAAUUUUGGUUCUGAAACACGUAAACUCAAACUAACAUUUGAAUCUGCUGUCAUUAAUAAAAAUAAUACCAUCUACAAAGCUGACCCUUUUCGGCUAAAUGAAUACAACGGCAGUCACUAUUGUACGAAAACUUAUGUUGGUCCUAAGUAUGUGUUUUGGCGUGAUUCAAUGAUCUGUCCUUUUGAACAAGAUGAUAUAGAAAACACAGAUAGUACAAUUUUGAAUCCGGAUGAUCAUGAUUGCUUUCAAAGUAAUAAUAAUGAUUUAAAAGAUUAUUGGAAAACUGGGAAUUGUGUAGAAAACCUCAAGAAAAUUGAUAUUCAAGUCAAAAUCUCUAAAGAAGAGCUUUACAUAUACUGUUUCAACGAAAAUAUAACAGUAUUUGGUAUAACAAAAGCAUGUCCUAUCUAUCCUUUUCGAUUAGGAAGAGAUGUUAGUUUUAAAAUUGGUAAAAGAUCGUACGACGCAAGAUCAUUUCGUAUGACGGUUAAUACAUAUGAAACUCUUAAAAUCAAUCUCAUGCUUGACUCUGGAGUUGGUGACUUCAAUUUAAAACCUGUUUCUGUGAAUCUAACUACUGUUGAUUUCAUCCCAAAUCUAAGAGGAACUUCAAGUGAACCAUUAUACAUUCAGAUCGUCAUUGGUAUCCUCAUAAUCAUCUUAUUGGUUUGUGUUUACUGUUUAUGUCGAUCUGAAAAACCAAAAUAUCACAGGUAUCUUCAACCUGGGCCAAAAAAUGUAGACAAUUCAUUGAUUUAAUAUCUAAGAUUCCGUUAAUAAAGAAAGAAGCAAAGAGAUUACCGUGUUAAUCAUUAGAUGUCUUUAAAUUCAGAUUUUUAUAUGCAAUCACAGCAUAUUUUCCAUUCUUAUUCUGACAAGGAGGUACACGAUCUCAUGAAAUCUGGAUCAAACUCAAUCUUCUCAUAGACAUAAGAAUGCUCAUUUGCAAGCUAUUCACAUGUUUUUCCAUCAUUGGAAUAACAAAAUUUUUCUAUUGACCAUCUUCAAAUAGAUAACUUCAUUAAACCCAUUCACAACAAGAAAAAGUCCAAGAAAAUGAUAAUUGGUUAAACAAGUUCAUUAACCAGCCAACCCAUAUUCAGUAAUGGACAAAUAAUUUAGUGAAAUUAUCUGAUAUUAGUAAAUUUCAUUUCUUGAAACGUGAAUUUAUUUGAGAAAAUCUUGAAAUUGUUUAUCGAAAUUCAUGAUAAAUCUGAAAAUUUUAUUAUACGCUUAUUAUUUACAUGCAUUUUACCACUAGGAUGAGUUUUUGAUUAUUAUACUGUAUAUCUGUAAGCAUGUGAUCAAAUCACUCGUCAAACCUGUAAAUUUUAAAUUUCCUGAUGAGCAACUGUAAAUGGAUAAUAGUCGGAUGUGUACGAAAAUUAAUCAAUUAAUUUAGCUGUUUACAUCAACUUAUAUAGAAUGCAUCCUGUUAUUAGUUAUGAUCCAUGGCAUUGUCUGGAUAGAAAAACAAAGAAUUUUGAUUUUGUAGAAACAGAGUUUGCGCCAUGUCAAUUUACCAUCUUAUAACAAUCCUGUCACUUGCUUUACUGAUCAAAACUUCACAUCCAUUCAAAGCACCCAAAUAAAAUUUGAUUCCAUACUGCAAGACUGUGAUCAAUGUUUUCCUAACUAAACCUGAAAAUCACACAACAACUGUUGAUAUACCGAAUGAUGUGGCUAAUGUGUACGACAUCGUCAAUUGGAAAGUGGUCAUUGUAAGGAUCAAUUAAUGUUCGUCUAUAAUAACAUACCUCAAAUCAUGAUUAAUCAAAAAAGAAUCAAGAAAAUGAAUUAUUCUGGUGAAUUAAGUGAUUCAAUAAUACCUUUUGGUGGCGAUGGAGCUCUUCAUGCUCCAACAAUAUUCAAAGAUCCUUUAACUCCAUCACUUCAUAAAUGGAAUUAUAUUGAAUUGUUGUUUUUCGAUAUUAAAAAUGAAUCAGUUCGAGUUAUUGACUCCUUACCUUGGCUCAAAGAUGACGAUUGGCAGUUCAUUAAGGAAUGGAAAAUGAUGGAUUAUAUUCAUUUCGACAAUAAAUUGUACCUUUUAAUAUCAAGAAACAAGAAACCAAUUAAAAGCAAACACAGCAAUGACAUUGACAACUAUUACUAUGUAAAAACAUUG
Messenger RNA from Tetranychus urticae (two-spotted spider mite), 2316 nucleotides. RefSeq lists its product as uncharacterized. Lineage: Eukaryota; Metazoa; Arthropoda; Arachnida; Trombidiformes; Tetranychidae. The record is from RefSeq and is a predicted model, not a curated record.